Molecule: messenger RNA, 5632 nt
Organism: Photinus pyralis (common eastern firefly)
Lineage: Eukaryota; Metazoa; Arthropoda; Insecta; Coleoptera; Lampyridae
Gene: vir
Product: protein virilizer
Exons: 9
Coding region: 99-5477 (1792 amino acids)
Cellular component (GO): RNA N6-methyladenosine methyltransferase complex
Molecular function (GO): RNA binding
Source: RefSeq, a predicted model, not a curated record
CUUCCUCACUAUUGUUGUUUUCCUAACCUCAACUGAUCAUAACACAAGUUAAAAUGACUUUAAAUAAUAAGUAAUUAAUUUAUAGCUUAUUAUCAAAAAUGGGAGAAAUCGAUUUACUGUUUUUUGAUACUUUUGCACAUGAAAAUAGCGAAGAAUUAAACCUAGAUCUGGUGCAGUUCCCCAAGCCCGUUUACGUAACCGAAGUUAGAAUUAUCCCGCUGGGCGCUCGCGUUCAGGCAGACUUUCCUGGCGGUGUUAGACUUGGAGCGACUAAUCCGAGUCAGUUUUCCAUUGAAUUUUUUGUUAACGAUUUGGGAAAGCCGGGCGCGAGCACUUUCGAGAGUUUGGGCGGUUUCGAUUAUAAUCAAAACGGAUGCAUAAAUUUGGAGUGUGUUCCUAAUGAGGCGAUUAGAAAAAUACCUACAGAUGGUUUAGUGCUUAGAGGUUGGUAUACGACAAUAACGUUAGCCGUAUAUGGAAUACUAACUGUAAAUGUACCGGAACAAAUAAUACAACCUGUAGUUUCCCCCGCUAUACCGCCGCAGCCAAAUAGUCUACCAGAGCUACAACAAAUUAUACCCGUGACACCGAUAAAGAACGAAUGGCCUCAGGAUAACAUACAGGCAGUCCCAAUAGAAUAUACCCAACAGCCCGCCGUAGCUUAUCCACCGAGUUAUGGCACAACCGAUCAGUAUUCUCAGGAAUAUUCGGAAUAUUAUAGUGAAAUUCCGAAAGAUCCCCGUAGUUAUCAUAAUACGCCGGAGACCGAUUGGGAUAACAAAAAUCGGGUGCUCACCGUGGAGCCCGAGAUCAAAUCGGAUAUUGAUCGAUACCAGAAAACGGGUAGCUUGGAACGAGAGCACUCCCGCUUGGAAACCGAUCGACGUGAGAGAGAUAGACACUACGUAAGAUCUCACAGCCAGGACAGAGAUAGAUCUAGAGAUUAUGCCGAUACAAGUAGAGAGCGAUCUCGAGAUCGAGAUUGGGAAUUCGAGCGAGGCAAUUACAGAGAUCACAAAGACGUAGAGUGGGACAGAGAGCGAGACAGAGAUCGCCCGUACAAGCAUCCCGACACCCAUCGCCGAACCUACGGUCGCGAGGACAGGGAGGAGGCGCGAAAACGCCCACGAACUCCACCCACGUGCUCGCCGAAGCGACCUCACACCCCUCACGCCGAGUUGUCCCCAAAAGAAAUCGAACCCGUUCCCGAAUCGGAGAAAGUGCAAAAAGAGGAUAACGGUCAAUCUCCCGUUAACGAGGAGAGCGCGCACGCCGUCGAGGAGUUCGAACCGAUUUUGAGCGACGAAGAUAUCCUCGACGAUUCGGAACAUUAUCAAGAUCUCGACUAUGAUUACACGGCCUACACUAAUAAUGAUGAUAUCAUCAAAUUGUUCAUACCGGGAUCGACGGUUCUGAAAAAAUACGAAAGAAGUCCAAGCUUUAAGGUUUCGUUGAAAAGUAUUGAGAUUAGUAACAAUUUGAAAUCGGCCAUCACCAUUGCAGAUGAUUUUUUCAAAUCUAGUAUUACCAAGUAUGUACUUUCGGAAUUUGAAAAUCUAAACGUCGACAUCAAAGAGGAAUUCAUUCACAUUUGUGAAAAAAUUAGCUCGACGAUAGGCGAAGAUGAAAUAUUCUGCGAUAUAGCGGCCCUUUACGUUAUUGUGAAAAGCCUCGAAUGCGAAGACUACGACGAAUCGUCAAAGGAGAUCAUCGCCCAGACUAAGUUUGUCGUCGAGACUCUUUUAGAUUGGAUUAAGAUCGCAUUAGAUUAUCACAUGGCGAACAGUCAAAAUUUGCCCGCUUACAAAAUUAGGCAUAUUAAAUGCGGGGUACGUCUCGCCGAUUGGUGUUGUAAUAGUGUCGACUUUAUAAAGAUGUUGUGGAAUCAAAGCUACGACGUUGCCGAUAUUCUUCUCUAUCUGUACAGUCGCGAAUACAUGGCGCUUUCGAUUAAGUUAAUGAUCUUACACGCACUUGACACCUACUUACUGCAUAAACCUGCAAUCGAACGCUUUACAUCUGCGACAAUCUCGUCUAAUGUAAAAGAAAAUGGCGUUUCCAAUUCUGAAGAUUGCGGUUAUAAGAAAUUAAUCGAAAUAAUGUUGAGAAAUCCGCUAGUGCGACUAAAGUUCGCCUUACAGUCGAUCUUAAAAAAGCUGAAUUUAUUCGAAAGUCUUUCUAAAUUGCAGGACGCGGCCGCUAGAGGUCGUCGCGACCAAGAGAUCGAUGUCACUUUGAUAAUCAAAUUGCUAAAUCAAAUUUUGGAUCUUUACCGAAACGGGCCGCUUGAAAUAUCUCAGCCUAAGCGAUUUUUACCGGCGGCCGCGCAGUUUGACAUAAAUCGUUGCGAUUUGAAAAACUUAUUCUUGCGCAUGUUCGACGCGCAAAACCUGCUAAGCUGCUGCGCGCUGUUGCUUACGCUUCCAAAGACUAUGAAUCUGUCAUCGGUGAAAACACCAAUUCUGGAGCUUCUGACCUGCUUUCUUCAGUCCAAGGAAGGGAUGCUGUAUUUAUACGAUAAUUGCGACAGCGUCAAUACUCUGCUGAAGGUAUUGCUGCAAAGUGACGAGAUCAUUCAGUACUCGAUGCCUUUUUCCGUGGAAAUCGAGGGGCACAUCUUAGGUUUGCGAAUGGCUUACGCCUUGCAAUGCCAGUACCACGUCGAUUACUUACUCGAUAACGCGCAGGCUCAUAAAUUCGAUUGCGAUGCGAGUACGCUGCUGGAUCAGUUGCAUUGCAUUUACUGCCUCACGUUUUCAUCCGUCGGGAAGGUCACGUGCAGCCAAGUGCUCGGGUUCGAUCAGAAUCUCCAAUGUCUCGUGCAGUUCUUCGAAGUGCUGCACGUCAAGGAAAAGUCCGAGCAGCAGUUAUCGAAAAUAAAGAAAUCGCCCGGAUUGGCCUACAUUUGCGAUCUAAUCGCGUUUACUGUCGUUUACAAUUCGGAUGUGACGUUUCUCGAGAGGAACGCCAAGCAUUUGCUGCACGUCGUGAAUCAGCAGGAGCUCUUCGACGAUUCGGUGAUCGCUCGAAUAAACGAAUUCGCCCCCUACGUGAAACCGUUCGAAACGCUCACCUUGGCAAGCUACGAUAACGUAGGACCGAUCAUCGAGGUCAUUGUAAAACAUCUGGAAAACGUCAUCGCGUUUCCGGGACAGUUGGUCACGUGCUUGCGGAUUCUCGACCAUUUGGGAAUAUCCAAGCAUGCUCGCUCGGACAACGGUCUAAAUAAUUACGUCGAGCUCAAAUACAAGCACGUGAUCAUACAGCUAUAUGCGCUUGAUGGACUGGCGACGCUUACGAGUAUUUUGCAGAAAAUUUGCAAAUUUUACGAGCAACCAAGCAUUCAUCUGGCAACUUUUGUCGCGAAUCAGUCCAUCAAUAUUAUCAACGUUGUGAAGCCGUGCAUUGAUCUGCUGAAACAAAUGCUAACGUACGUCAUCCAAUGCCGUAACACCAAUUACAAGGAUUUGACUUCGGUUCCGGUGCUGCUGCAGACCUACAACUUACUGCGCACGUUUCCGAGUAAUUCCCCCGUUUAUUUUAAGGCGAGAAAGCUGUGUGAGAAAAUCAUAGAAGCCCUCUUGGUGUAUACUCAGCCUGUUUCAGACGAAAUAAGCGAAAACGACUUGCUGAAUAAAACUUUGUGGGCGCAGAUGUGCGGCGAAGUUAUCAAGUACAUUAAUUUGGCCCCGUACACUUUCAUAUCGGGUCUGCUCGUCUUCUCCGAGCUGCUUCCGUUGCCUCUUCCGUUGCAGACUCGCGAACCGCUCACGCCCGAGGAGGUAUCGUGGGCGGUCAACCUGCGGAAACUGUGGGCGGCUCACUUGCACAUCUACAGCAGUAACAUUCAGGAGCUUAUAAACCGAAUGUGCACCUCCACGCACCCGCCUUUACUGAAUCUCUUGCGCAAGGUGUGCAUCCAGUUGGCCGAUUUGGCCUCGAACUCGGCCAUAAUGAUUGCAAAGGGUAUACUAGACACAGUGCAUGCCGAUUUAAGUACCGAAAGUGACGUGUUGACUCAACCCUCUAGUGGCAACGUUGCGCGGCUUCUUAAUUUCUUAGCAUGUUUAGUGACACAUAACUCGUUAAAGUGCGCCAUUUUAAGUUUGCUUCAAAAUAAAGCCGAGGAGAAGUAUUCAUCGAUUAUACCGUCGUUUGCAAAAAUUUUGAGCUACAGCAGUAGCACGAACUCGCACGUGCAGGCCCAAGAAUGCAUUUUAAGUAUCAUACAAAGCUUGUGCGACACCGAAAUAACUCUACUCCAAAACGAAGUGGAAAUUACUAACGAAACGUACUUGGCAGACUCCCUCCCCAUUAAAGAUACCCUACUGUCGUUUAUUACAAUGAUGGUUGAUCACUUAUCGUGCGACAAUACCUUCGUCACAUACCUUCCGAUCAUUCGCACGUUACUACUGUUGAUGGAGCACGAUUACGGUUUCUACCACCUACGCGAGCACCUGCUUAAGAAAAGCGACGUCUUCGCGAAGGUUCUAAAUAAGACCGUCGAGGGCUAUUCCAAAGAAAAUGAGGACUGCCUCUCGGUGAUCAGUUCAUUGGUCGAGUUUUUCAGAAUUUGCCUAAUCCCGGACGAAGUCCCCGACCCUCUCACCGGUAAUCUGAGGACGAUGAAGAUGAACGUCGGCGAGGUGCAGUCGAUGUUGGGUUGGACGGGAGAGCAGGCCGAAGGUGCGGAACAACACGCGCUUUUGCGCUUAGAAAACGUUUUACUGAAAAGUGUGACUGAAGAAUCUUUUGAUAACUACAUUCACGAAGGCGUGAAAGGUAUUAUCGCGCUUCUGAAGGAGAUUACAAAAACCAAAGAGACACCUGUCGAGCCAAUUUUACCCCCACCACAAUCGCUACUGCUCCAAUUCUCCGCGCGGUCAAUUUUUACACUGACCGAUGUAAUCGACGAACAGCUCACUACGAACUACUGGCUCUCUGUGCCUGCCUACGAGCCCACCACCGAAGUCGACAAUGUAACGUGCGAUCUGGGUGAGGUUUGUCGUCAACACUUACCGGCGGAUAUCAACAUAAUUAGGGAAGUCGAGAAGGUGUGUCGAAUUUACUCGUCGAACAAUAACGAACAGGACGACGCAAAAACAAAAGGAGCCGAAGAGCAAAAGGAGAAGAACAAGAAAAGUUUCGUCGUGCCGAUUGCGCGCCGAGGUUUCCCAUACCGACAAGUACAGGUACGAGCGGAUCUGUUUAGAUCGAGACCGCCGAACACCUCGCGUCCCCCCUCGCUACACGUGGACGAUUUCGUUGCGCUGGAAACGUGCGGCGCCCAACCGACCGGUCCCACCGGCUAUAACAAGAUCAGUAGGGAGCUCUUGGCGACGUCGAGAGUGACUCGAGGGACUCGCGGCAGAUCGUUUGUCAAUGCCGAACGCUCGUUGCAGCAACGCCAAAUUUGCAAUAGGUCUGUCUCUUUCAGGUCCUGGUGGAGCGCCGGAUUAAAUCGGCGGCCAUAUUAAUUGUAUAUUUGCCAAAGGCCGUACUUUUAUUUAUAGAGAUUCAACUAAAAUAAACUUUCAUUGUUGUAUGCGUAUGAUUUCCAAACGUAUGUAGACGAUUUGUCACAGAACUUUGUAUAUAUAUUGCAAAAAAUUAAAUAAACAUUUAAACCUUU